CUACACGGCGUGGCAGACGGCGUGCGGCCACAGCUUGUCGGGCAGCCCAGACAUCGACUUCAGUUUCUUGACCUUGGCCUUGACGAUGCCGACCCGCCGCUCGACUGGGCCGUUCUGGUGCUGCUCGUGGCUUGCCGUCCAGCGCUGCCUGAUGCCCAGCUCCUGGCACUUGCGGGCGAACAUUCCGCCCGCCACCUCACCCCCGCCCAGCUCUCCGGCUUGGUCGCUCCUCAGCUCCUUCGGCUUGUCGCCCAUCACCUGGAUGAUCCGCUCUAACGCCUGACCCGCCUCCGCUCGGUUCCUCAUGAGCGAGACGCACGAGAAACCCGACGCGUCAUCCCGCACGAUCAGGUAGCCCUUGUGACCACGAUUCGACUCCUGCAUGGGCUCGUAGUCGGCGUACCACACGUCGUUGGGUUUUGCCGAUUUGGUGCGGUUGAUGCCUCUGGGCUUGCGGGGGAGGUCUCCAUCGACGCAGGGCUGGCAGUAGUUCUCCUUGGGGUAGCUGCUGGGCUGCUGGAAGCCGAUGGUCGACCGCUCCAUCUCCUUCAUGGUCUCGUCAGACACGUGUAGCCGGUUGUGCGCCACCAUGUAGGUCGACUCGGUCGACUUGAGGGGCGCCACCACUUCUUGCUCGACACGACAACUGACACCACACUCAGAGACAGCAUGAGUCUUUGCCUCACUCAUCUGCUCUGUUUUGGGAGGGGGGACACUUCCCUGGUGUGUAGAAGCUCCCGCAAGGGGCCCGGCUUUACCUCCGCCACUCGGCGACGGUCCGGCCCUCCUCUCCGACCCUUGUCGGUCGUUCCUUGAGGCGCUCGAAGCAGCCCCGGGUGCCGCACAUCCCCUCUUAAGGCCAGCCGCAUCGCCAGCCCCCUCUCGACUCGCCGACCCUGACGGUGAUGUCGUGGUUGUCUCGCACACGUGCUGCGCGGGCUGCUCGGUCUCGCGGAGAUACGCCUUCAUCCCCUUGUCGACCAGCUGCACCCUGUGGCCGGUCUUGCAGUCCUCGAUGAAGGACUGGUCCUUCUUGUAGGUGUCGUGGAUGAAGCGCUUGCCCUCCUUGCCGAGCCGUCCAGAGCUGAUGAUGUUGUGCUGGAUGGACCGACACAGCAGGACAUCCCGCAGCACCAGGGGUCCGUCGCUGGUCUGCAGGGUGAGUGUGCCGGUGCCGUCGGCUUUGACCACCGUGCCGUCCGCCGUCUCGAUGCGGUUGUCGCACUGCUUGACGUUGGGCAGCUUGGUCUCGUCCCACGUGAUGUGCUUGUCGCUGCCAGAGUCGACCAUGAAGUCGUCCACCUUCUCCUUGCUCAACAUUGACGCACACCUAUUGACCGACAACAACUGACAGACAGGCGUGGGCUCUUGCUCGCCAGCCUCUGUCUGUCUGCCCUUCGCCACCUGCCCGUCAUUCUGACCUGAAUGCGGGCCGGGGCGAGCAUCAGAUGCUACUUUGUUAGGGGCCCCGGACCCCAUGCUUUGUUGUACGGGGCUUGUCGCUUGCACACCACUCGACCCGCAAGGCGACACCACUGGCUCGUCCACUGCCCUGACCAUCGCCACGGUGUAGUGGGCGUCCUCAUCGCCCUCGUCCUGCAUGGCGUUGACUGCCGCUGCCCUGAGCUUGCUGGCGAACCGCUGGAAGCCGAAGGGCUCCUGGCCGUAGGGCGACUGGCUCCAGUCGACGCGGUUGUCGCGGAUGUCUCGCUUGAGCUUCUUGCACGCGAACCACUUGUCCUUGUGCUUGCCGCAGUACCAGCAGCCGUCGGGUCCCUGGGCUGGUGCGGCUCCCUCCUUGCGGAACCGACUUGGACCACCCUGGGCACCCCCUCUCGCCUGCCCCUGCCCCCUCUCGCCUUGGGGGGACCCUGAUGGGGGCUUAUGGCGAAGUGCCGCCACCGUGCUGCUGUCUGCCGCGCUCUCCGCCGCCUUGGCGUUGUCGCUUGCGCUAAGGAGACGCUGCUUGAACGUGUCCCAGCUCGCCGUGGCUGUGCUCUCCUCACUCGCGAUGAUCUCCAGGAACACCCCAUACUGGGGCAGGCCGUGCAGCACCCGCUGGAAGUUGUUGACCUUCAUGAUCUCUCCGAUGGUCUGGCCCGCCGCUCCACACCUCCUGGCAGCGCCCUCGUAGCGUGCCAGCUCCUUCGCGACGUCAUCCGACUCCAGCUUGAAGUCGUUGUACGCCCUGAUGUCCCUUGCCUUCUGAUGCACCCGCCGUGGGUCGUAGUAGCUGACCAGCUGCAGCCACAGCCAGCUCCCGUCGCGCUGCUUGUCGUCCUCGACGCUCAGCAGGAUCUCCUGUGCCUUGCUCGGUGGCCCUGUCGUCCUCACGAUGGACUGGCUGAGGUGGAAGGCCAGCUCCUUCUGCCGCUUCCGUGUCCGCUCGUCUUGCCCGAUCUGCUCGUAGGCGGCCUGCGUCUCAGGCAGCAGAGUCUCCGCGUCCAGUGCCGCAUAGUGGGCCUUGUACAGACCCCUGAAUGGCUCCCAAUGCUCGUCAUCGCCGUCGAACUUGAGCAGCACAUUCCUCACACUCGGACCCCCUCCGUUUCCCACCUGCUGCAGGAUCUGAGUCAGCUGCUCGCUGGUGAGGGUCAGUGAUCCUCCUGUCGCCAUUAUCUCGCUAAUGGGAUGGGGAUCUCAGUCGCCAUCGAUGAGACAUGCAUGCGGUGCUCACGCCGGUAGAUCUCUCAUUCAACCUCAGAUGCGCCCAUGUCAGCGUGAGCGUGGCACACGUAUGUCGGCAUAUCCUUGACCCGAAAGGAUAUGUAUGCGCAUCACAACCA
Messenger RNA from Vitrella brassicaformis, 2786 nucleotides. Lineage: Eukaryota; Vitrellaceae. The record is from the annotation of a GenBank genome assembly.